CAAUCUAUUCUUAAAUUAUUUUAUUUAUUUUAUUAAAAAAGUGAGUUCUUCUGACAACCGAAAAUUCUUUGCUUUCUGUCUACGUCUUUAGUUUUAGCUAUGUUGGUAGUUUUGUCAUAACAAACCCAAACGGAAAACAACUCAGUCCUUUCAGAAACAAAACCAAAUACAACGAAAUAUUAUCUUAUCUAAAAAAACAAAACAAGAAAAACUAAAAACAAAAAUUGAAAAUAAUCCCAAUUUUUUUUCAUAUUCGUUUGUUUUUUUUCCUCAUUACCUCACCUGCCUACUUUGUCAUUUUACCAAUUCCACCGCCCCCUAUAACCGACCCAAAUUCUAAAACCACAAUUUUCUUCUGAUGAUCAAUUAUCUCUUCAGUUUGUUUCUCCAAUUGAUCAACGGUUGAGAUUAAUUUACUCUUCUUGAUUGUCUAGAAUUGAACCCUAAGCCUUGAGAAAAGUUUGCAGGAGGAAAGAGAUAGCUAAUAAUAAGAAAUUGAGUUUUGGAGGUGGGUUUUCGAAGCUUGAUUCUGGUUCAAUGGCGGAUUACGGGAAGAAGCCCGUGUCCUCGGAGAAACCCAGGUUCUCUUUCUUCAAUCGUUCGCUUUCCAUGUACCCUCCGGCGGCGGCGGCGGUGAUGGCCGACCCUGUUGAUUCUCCCCUGAAGCCUACUCACACCAAAACCUCAUCUCUCGAACGAACCAGCUCGUUCUCUAAAUUCUACAAUUCGAUGGAGUCCGUUCGGUCCACGAGUAAUUCAAUCAAAGGGAAGGUAAAGAAGCUAUGCAGUAUCUUCGAGACGACGUCGAAGCCCGCUUUGACGGCACCUCCGAGCCCAUCGGACGAACCAACGAAUUUGCAAUUUCAAUCCAAGCUUAAAUCCUCGAAAUCGAUGUGUUCCGAUCACCGACUCUCCCCCUUGAACAGCUCCACAAUUCGAUUGCCUGGAACCGAGGACCGAAUUGUCGUCUAUCUAACUAGCUUGCGAGGGAUUCGGAGAACGUAUGAGGACUGUUACGCCGUUCGGAUGAUAUUCAGGGGGUUUAGGGUUUGGGUGGAUGAGCGUGAUAUAUCGAUGGAUUCGGCGUACAGAAAAGAAUUACAGAGUGUUCUGGGGGAUAAGAACGUGGGCUUGCCUCAGGUGUUCAUAAGGGGAAGCUAUGUGGGAGGUGCAGAGGUGAUCAAGCAGCUUUUCGAAACAGGGGAAUUGGCGAAAAUUCUCAAAGGUUUUCCGCUUCGGGCACCGGGAUUUAGGUGUGAUAGCUGUGGAGAUGUAAGGUUUGUACCGUGCCUGAAUUGCAGUGGGAGUAGGAAGGUGUUUGAUGAAGAUGAAGAAAUGCUUAAAAGAUGUUUGGAGUGCAAUGAGAAUGGACUAAUUCGAUGUCCUGAUUGCUGUUCUUGAGCAAACUUGGGCGUUGAAAUUCUACUCUGGUGCGUCUUUUAAAUGCUCCUUUGUUGAUAGAAGAAUUACAUUAAUUUGAUGUGAAGUAAUAAAUAAGAUUACAGUAUGUUAUGGCUUGAAUUUGGGAUCCAAAUAUCUCUUUGGAGGAUUUGUUGGUCUUCUUUUCUUGAAUGUUCAUUGGUUAUUGGGAUUGAUGUUCAUUCACUUGUUGAACAGCAUUUGAAUAACAAUUUAUGUUAUAAAGAAAUGCUUACUUUGGGUUUGUUGGUUGUGUUGAACACUGACCAGAGUGUCUUUUCUAUGAUAGUGUGUAAAUAUUUUAGUGUUGUAAUUAUUGCAAAGAUUUGCAGUAUUGCAUACCAUAAAUUGUAAUGAGAUUGGAUUUAUAUAUAAUAUAUAUAUAUAACCUAAGUUCCAAAA
Molecule: messenger RNA, 1821 nt
Organism: Cannabis sativa
Lineage: Eukaryota; Viridiplantae; Streptophyta; Magnoliopsida; Rosales; Cannabaceae
Exons: 1
Coding region: 538-1401 (287 amino acids)
Source: RefSeq, a predicted model, not a curated record